Messenger RNA from Mycena citricolor, 2069 nucleotides. The record is from the annotation of a GenBank genome assembly. Lineage: Eukaryota; Fungi; Basidiomycota; Agaricomycetes; Agaricales; Mycenaceae.
CACACAAAAACGUGGUCCUGUGACGACACUCCGCCCAUCAACAUGACUGAAGUAUUAGCGGCUGAGUGUGUCCUCCGUGCCCGGUGGUGAUUAUCACUCGAGCGUAAAUCUGCCGCGGCCGGGGAGAACUUUUUCGCGGAAAGAAAGAUGACUCCUCGCUUCCCCGCCGCCCACUUGGCUCUCUCUUCUGACUCUGUGCGCGACGACCAGAGCCCAUCCAGCGCAGCCAUGCCCUCCGAUUCGCACAAGCACGACGCGAUAUCGGCUCCCGUCAACGCGGAUGCAACGCCCAGCGCCCCCAACGCAGUUCCGCCUCAGGAAAAAGCGAAGAAACGGGCCAAGGAGGACGACGAGCACAUCCUGCCGCACAACAACAUGCCGCUCGUCUCGUUCGCACUGAUGAUGACUGCGUUCCUGGCCGCCCUCGAUCAAACGAUCGUCGCGACGGCUCUGCCGACUAUAGUGUCUGAUCUGCAGGGCGGGAACAACUACUCGUGGGUCGGAAGCUCAUACCUCAUCGCCGCGGCCUCGUUCGCCCCCGCAUACGGCAAACUCUCCGACAUCUUUGGCCGCAAACUCGUGUUAUACCCCUGCAUCGCCAUUUUUCUUUUUGGAUCCGCGCUGUGUGGAGCGGCCAAGUCCAUGACCUGGCUGAUUGCAGCGAGGGUCAUCCAAGGCGUUGGCGGCGGAGGCAUCCAGCAGAUGGUGCAGGUCGUCAUCGGGGACAUCGUUUCGCUGGAGGAACGUGGUACAUACGGGUCGUACGUCGGCGCGAUGUGGGGCGUUGCAGGCGUGGUCGGUCCCUUAGUCGGUGGAGCGCUCACCGACCACGUGUCGUGGAGGUGGUGUUUCUGGAUCAACCUACCGACGGGCGGUGUCGCCGGAAUGAUGCUGUUCUUCUUCCUCAACCUCAAUCCACACAAGGGCAAGACGCUUCGCGAGCACGUGCGCGAGUUCGACUUCCUCGGGCUCGUGCUCGUCGUCGGCGGCGUGGUCGCUCUCCUGCUCGGAUUCAGCGAGAGCGAAAAAGGAUGGAACACCGCAAGCACCAUCGCACCGCUCGUUGUGGGGCUCGCGGCGAUUCUGGCUGGCAUGGUCAACGAGAACUUGACGAACCGAUCGCCCAUCAUCCCCCCGCGGCUGUUCAGGACGCGAACGACCAGUCUGAUCUUCCUCACGGUGUUUCUGCAUUCGCUGUCGUUUUUCUGCGCCGCGUUUUAUCUGCCGCUGUACUUCCAAAUCCUCGGCGCAUCUGCAACGAAAUCGGGUAUCUUAAUUAUCCCCUUUGCGCUGCUCUCUUCUGUCACGUCUGCGCUGGCGGGAUACGUCGUCAGCAAGAUGGGUGAUUACAGGCGAACCCGUGAUACCGUCACGAUCAUCGGAUACGGUCUCAUGAUAAUGCUCAACGAAAAAUCGUCCCUGGCACUGCAGCUUAUCUACCCCACCAUCGCCGGGCUCGGCAUCGGCGCCCUGUUCCUCCCACCCCUCAUCGCAAUGCAAGCCGCGAUGCCGCAAAAGGACAUGGCCACGAGCUCGACGACGUUCGGAUUGUUCCGAACCCUCGGUGCGACGAUCGGCGUUUCUGUCGGCCAGGUUCUCUGCUCCGGGGUCGUGCUGCACAAACUCAAAAAAAUCCCCGGCCUGACGCUGAACCUCUCCGGCGGCGUCUUGGCCGAGGGUGUGCGGCAGAUCCAGACCAUCCAGCCGCAGUCGAUGAAGCAGCAAGUGCUGCACGCCUACACCGCGGGCAUCUCGGCCAUCUGGAUCCUGAUCACCCCCGUACUCUGCAUCUGCCUAAUAGCCGUCCUCUUCCUCAAAAAAUACAGUCUCAAGCGCAAGAUCAUUCGCAAAGACAAGGACGGGCGGGAAAUCGUGGAGCCCGUCGCCGAGGCCACAGAAGGAGGCCCUUCUAUCUCGGAUAUUGAGAAGGGCGCUCUACAGAUCGAGGAGAAAACAGACCACGCUAGCACAGAGUCUGACACACCCCACCUGUAAAGAUCGAUGUACAUCAAUGACAUCUGACGGCAUCAAAGGGCUGUGAUGGGAAGCAGAACCGGGAGAAGGACGUC